AUGGCGCCGUUGCUGCUGUUGUUCCUCCUCACGUUGCUACCGGCCGCCGCUUACCUGUGCUGCGUGAGGCGGUACACGGGCAGCGCUGGGACGGUGCUGUACCGCCGGCAACCGGGCCGGGCCGAGGCGCGGGGCCGCAGCCCGCCUCGGGAUCCCUGGGCCCCGCGGCUGUGCGGCUCCGGGCUGCGCCUCUUCGUCCAUGUGGCUAAUACGGCUUUUGGGCAGCUCUGCUUACUGCCGCUGUUAAUAAGGCUGAACAACUUCUCGCUCAUGCGUUCACUUGACAUUCAUGAAGAUCCCACGUUUAUCCCAGAGGUUGCUGCGGAGGUUACAGAAGACAAGUCUGAAGCUAAAAGCACUUCGGAUAUUAUUGAGCAGCUGAUAGAUGCAAGGUCUGAUUCUGCUAGUGAUGGGUUUAGCUUCAAAGGGAUCAAAGACUACCUGGACUGCUACCGGAGUGGGAAGCUGACGCCAUCUCAGGUAGCAAAGAACAUCAUUGCCAUGUUGGAGGACUGCGACAAAUCCACGCCCCCACUCAGAGCGAUAGUGCAAUGGGACCAGGAGCAAAUAAUGCUGAUGGCUGAGGCCUCCACUGCUCGUUACAGAAAUAAGUGUACGCUGUCUUAUCUGGAUGGCAUCCCAGUGUGUCUGAAAGAAGAGUUCAAAGUGGUACCUUACCAUCACCGAGUGGGAACAGUGUAUCUUGGGACGGAGCCCGAAACAGAAGAUGCUACUGUGACCAAGAAGCUGCGAGAGGCUGGGGCUAUCAUUAUUGGGGUCUCAAACAUGCACGAACUAGGGACUGGAACAACUGGAUGCAACCCUAAUAGGUACCACAGGAUCCCUAGGAAUCCCUACAAGCCUAACCACUUCACAGGUGGGAGCUCCAGUGGGUCAGCAGCAGCUGUAGCAGCAGGUCUCUGCCCAGUGGCUAUUGGCACAGAUGGAGGUGGCUCUGUGAGGAUUCCUGCUUCGUUCUGUGGUGUGGUGGGCCUGAAAGGUACGUUUGGGCGCAUCAGUUCUCAAGGCAGCUUGCCACUCUCCUACUCCACAGUCAGCGUAGGCCCUAUCUGUACCUCAGUGGCAGAUGCAGCCAUUGUUUACAGUAUCCUUGCUGAGCCAGAUCCGCUCUAUCCAUAUGGACUAAAACAGCCCAAAGCAACCCUAUCUGGUAUGUGUGCUCCUGACCUGAAAGGCUUAAAACUGGGAGUGGACUGGACGUUUUUUAAGGCAUGUGAUGCUGAAAUCCUGUCCAUCUGUGAGAAAGCUGUGGAGCACCUGCAGAGUUUGGGAGCCAGUGUGGUUGACGUGUCUCUUCCAGAGAUGGAGGAAGUGCGAGUAGCACAUGUAAUCUGCAUUCUCAGUGAGAUGAGGGAUUUCCUGCAACCUGACUUCAAUAAACACUUCCACGAAAUGAAUUUGGACACUCGGGCUAACCUGGCCUUGGCUUCCCAGUUCACAGCUCUGGAUUAUAUUACGGCAAAUCGACAGAGAACUCGGAGCAUGAGAUUUUUGCAAGAGAUCUUCACCACUGUGAACUGUAUCCUUACACCAGCUGUUGCUUCCACUGCCCCAAGAAUCUAUGAAUCUGACCUCUUGACUGGGAGCAGCGAUUCGUCAUUCACAGUCCGGUCCAUGAGGUUCAUGCAGCUUGGUAACUUCACUGGGAUUCCAUGCCUUGUGGUCCCCGUUGGAUAUUCUACUGCUGGGCUUCCUAUCAGCUUCCAGGUCAUGGCAAAAUGGUGGGAUGAAGCUGUUCUUCUGAGAAUUGGCCUGAAGCUAGAGCAGUUUCGUUACCAGACAAAAAAACCAUCCAUUUAUUAUGACAUCCUCGCAUGAUAGAGUGGCUAAGAUAGGGACUAAUUUUUUUUUUCCUAGUCUGAGCUGACCAAGUAUUAGAGUGGACUUGUUUUCAAUGUUCAUCUGAAUAAGGCUUAGUAGCAGCCCCAUUUGAGGAAUGGGGAGGAACACUGAUCUAAGCAGCCACUGAUGCUGAGCAGGCAUCCUUUCUGCUCCCUGUUCAUUACUGGAUGGCCCAGUUUAUACUGGGGAGACCAACCGUGCUAGCUAGUUCCUUGCUGUGUUUUCGCCAAUAGGGGAAGCUGCAACUAUCUUCUGUGACAUCUUUCUGUGUAGAGGUCCUGUGUAAACAUGGAAGACAGCUGCAUCUACAGGACUGUAUGUGGGCAGUUCAUACUACUGUGCAUGGAAAGGUACAAUCCUAGCCCUUAAACCUCACAGAACUCCUCCUGCUCCAGGAUAUAACAAAGGUACUAUUUUGAAGGGGAGAGGCAGCUUCCCUUAAGAAAUAAUGCCUAGCUCCCUUGGAAGGAGGAGGAUCUUAACACACCUGCCAAUUAGGUAGCGUGUGUUGUGGCCCUUUACUUAGUCCCUCAGAGCAAAACAGAAAGCCUAGAGCUAUGGAAGUGUCACUGUGCUUCUGUCCCUUACGCUGCAAACAGUGUAAGGUCAGUCUAAACGUUGCACAAAGUCUGGUUGUGCUCACUGCAUGAGUAGUCCUACCUACCUUCAGCCUUACAUGCAAGGGGAGGAAAAAGCACAGCAUGAACCUUCAUCAACUCUGUGACCCAAAGCCCUGGUUCAGGGUUCUGGCUUUCUGUUGCACAUCUCUAUUUCCCAAGCUAAGCCUUGGAGAGCCUCUUUUCUCCCACUGGUUGCUUAACUAUAAGCCUACUAUCAUUUAGGUGUGUAAAUGGAAGAAAUUAUCUGGUACUGCUGUGAAGUAUUGUUUAAGGGGUGCUAAGACAGCUAUUACAGACAGGUGAAAUUUGUGUGGUACUGAAAGUAGGAAAUGCUACUGAGCUACUGCAAGAGCUCAGGGACACCUUAUUACAGCCUUUCAGUACUUAAAGGGGGCCUAUAAGAAAGAUGAGGACAAGGACAAGCUUUUUAGUAAGGCCUGUUGUGAUAGGACAAGGGGUAAUGGUUUUAAACUAAAAGAGGGUAGAUUUAGACUAGA
Molecule: messenger RNA, 2980 nt
Organism: Haliaeetus leucocephalus (bald eagle)
Lineage: Eukaryota; Metazoa; Chordata; Aves; Accipitriformes; Accipitridae
Product: fatty acid amide hydrolase-like
Exons: 20
Coding region: 1-1839 (612 amino acids)
Molecular function (GO): catalytic activity
Source: RefSeq, a predicted model, not a curated record